GCGAGGCGCCGACGAGCGGCAUCACUCGAGCCCAGGUCCCGGCCACCGCCACACACAGCGGCCCGCGUACAGGAGGAGGAGCAGCAGCAGCGGCGGCGGCGGCCCCAGCGGCGGGCGGGCGCCGGAAAGGCCCCGGUCGAAAAGCCUGGGAGGGCCGCCCAACUACCCCCGGAGGAGGAGCCAUUCGGAGCCCCAGGCGCCGCCGCAGCAGGAGGAGUGCGGAGCAGCCGUCGCCUACAUGGCCCACUCACCGGUGGCGGUCCAAGUGCCCGGGAUGCAGAAUAAUAUAGCCGAUCCAGAAGAACUGUUCACAAAAUUAGAACGCAUCGGGAAAGGCUCUUUCGGAGAAGUUUUCAAAGGCAUUGAUAACCGUACCCAGCAAGUGGUUGCUAUUAAAAUCAUAGACCUAGAAGAAGCCGAAGAUGAAAUUGAAGACAUUCAGCAAGAAAUCACUGUUUUGAGUCAGUGUGACAGCUCAUAUGUAACGAAAUACUAUGGGUCAUAUUUAAAGGGUUCAAAAUUAUGGAUAAUAAUGGAAUACCUGGGUGGUGGUUCAGCACUGGAUCUUCUGCGAGCUGGUCCAUUUGAUGAGUUCCAGAUUGCUACCAUGCUAAAGGAAAUUUUGAAAGGUCUGGACUAUCUGCAUUCAGAAAAGAAAAUUCACCGGGACAUAAAAGCUGCCAAUGUCUUGCUCUCAGAACAAGGAGAUGUUAAACUUGCUGACUUUGGAGUUGCUGGCCAACUGACAGAUACACAAAUUAAAAGAAACACCUUUGUAGGAACACCAUUUUGGAUGGCUCCUGAAGUUAUUCAACAGUCGGCUUAUGAUUCAAAAGCUGACAUUUGGUCGUUGGGAAUUACUGCUAUUGAGCUAGCCAAGGGAGAGCCACCUAACUCCGAUAUGCAUCCAAUGAGAGUUCUGUUUCUUAUUCCAAAAAACAAUCCUCCAACUCUUGUUGGAGACUUUUCUAAGUCCUUUAAGGAGUUUAUUGAUGCUUGCUUGAACAAAGAUCCAUCAUUUCGUCCUACAGCUAAAGAACUUCUGAAACACAAAUUCAUUGUAAAAAAUUCAAAGAAGACUUCUUAUUUGACCGAACUGAUAGAUCGAUUUAAGAGAUGGAAAGCAGAAGGACACAGUGAUGAUGAAUCAGAUUCUGAGGGCUCGGAUUCGGAAUCCACCAGCAGGGAAAAUAAUACUCAUCCUGAAUGGAGCUUUACCACAGUGCGGAAGAAGCCUGACCCAAAGAAACUACAGAAUGGGGCGGAGCAAGAUUUUGUGCAAACCCUGAGCUGUUUGUCUAUGAUAAUCACACCUGCGUUUGCUGAGCUUAAACAGCAGGAUGAGAACAAUGCUAGCAGGAAUCAGGCUAUUGAAGAACUCGAGAAAAGUAUUGCUGUGGCUGAAGCUGCCUGUCCCGGCAUCACAGAUAAAAUGGUGAAGAAACUAAUUGAAAAAUUUCAAAAGUGUUCAGCAGAUGAAUCCCCCUAAGAAACAGCUUAUUUUUGGCUUAUGUUUCAUACGGGCCCAGAGAAACCCACCAAAGGUACUUCAAGCUUAACAAUGAUUAACUCGUGGGCUCCAUGUGCCUUUUGGAUCUUUGCAACAUAUCGAUGAUUGAAGAUUUGGAAGAACCUCUUCAACUAUUUUGUGAUGGUGUUUAUCAUUUUAUAUUUUGAAGAGAUUAUUUUGUAAGGAGUAACUUUUAAUACUAUAGUUUCAUCUGUAUUCUAGUAAAUGUUGAGAUCCAGUUUUGCUUUUAGGUAUCAUUAUUACUUAAGUUACUAGGAUGAAUACCUUUCAUGUUUUGACCUUUAGUUAACUGUACACUCAUGAAACAUACAGGUCCUUCAAAGUCAUCUGAAAUUCAACUUUUGUAAAUCACCAAGCAUCAAAAAGCUUUUUCUUUUUUUAUGCAAUCAUGUUCUAAAAAUGACUGUUGGUGGGGAGGUGGAGAUAAAUCAUAUCUUCUUAAAACAGCAGGUUUUAAUAAGCCCUCGGAAAUGAAAGCUGGACAAGUAUUGAUUCUUCUACCAAGUUGGUAUGAUGUUCCAGGCAGCUCAGUGUUACCACAUUUGAGAGCCCUGUAUUUGAGGCAUUUGCAGGCAACAUGUAGCAACAGAAGCACCUCUUGGUAUGCAGUAUUUGCCUUCCCUUGUAAAAGAGGCAAUUAACUCUUAUUUAACAUGGCUGGAAAUUUAAAGCAAUACCAUUUAGCCCAGGAUGGGUGUUUGGUAAUACUGGACAGAUUAGUCUGGUUCCAUUUUUAAAAUAUCCCGCUAAAAUCGUGUAUUAUAUGCUUGGAUUUGAGGAGCCUAAAAGAAGUUGAUAUGACUAUAACUUACACCAGCAUAUUUUUAUCAUGGUAGUAAAUUGUUCUACGAACUAUUUAUACAUUUUUGUUCUUCAUACUUAACAAGCAUACGCAUCAGUUGUUCAUUUUUGAAAGGGUAUUUAAAUGAGCAUUUUCUAGUUCAUAUGAAAACCAUAGUAAGUAUGGGGUGAUUUCUGUCUGUUCAAAGGUAAGUUAGACUGUACAGUUAAUUUUCAGUUAUAUUUAUGGUACUGUUAAGUGGGAAUACCUUUUUCUUUUAAACCCAGUAUAUAUAUUAUGCCUAAGUUUUGAGCUGGAGCUAUAUUUCAGUAGUUGUAGAAUUAUUGAUAUUAAUUAGUUUUAAUAGUUAAUAUUUUAAUGUUUGGAUCUGCACAAUUUAGUUUUUGCACAAAAGUCAUGUUUUAUCUGAAUCAUUGCCAAAUGUUAGAAUGAAGAUGUUCUUCAAGUCAAGAAUACAGUUUUUCAUCCAAGUGGCCAUUACACCCUCUUUCUUUAAAAGAAUACAAACACUUGCAAAAGAUAUUAUGAGGUCAUAUGCCAAUCAAAUGAUUUUCAUUGGUGCCUAUACUGUAACAAUCAUUUUUAAUGCAUUGUAUUUUGAAGUCAUGGUUCAGUUCAAAUUUUCACCUGCUAUAUAACUGAAACUCAGUGGCAAUUUAUAAUCUGUGAUAGCCUGGAAAUAAUUUUGCAACUCAUAUCGUGGAUUAAAUGAAUAUUUUUGUAAAAGUAAAAGCAACAAAUUUAUAAAUCAAUUCUUUGAAACUUUAGGAUACAAGUGCAUCACAGAGACAAAUUGUAUGGCUUAUUGCCCAUUGUAGUUAUUAGUCCUGUAAACUGUUUGUAGGUGAAGCAUAUUCCAGCAUUUUGGGGGUUUUAAAAAUAAAUAUUUAAAUUUCAUGGUU
Molecule: messenger RNA, 3235 nt
Organism: Trichechus manatus latirostris (Florida manatee)
Lineage: Eukaryota; Metazoa; Chordata; Mammalia; Sirenia; Trichechidae
Gene: STK26
Product: serine/threonine kinase 26
Exons: 12
Coding region: 239-1489 (416 amino acids)
Biological process (GO): negative regulation of cell migration; protein phosphorylation
Cellular component (GO): cytoplasm
Molecular function (GO): ATP binding; protein serine/threonine kinase activity
Source: RefSeq, a predicted model, not a curated record